This is a messenger RNA of Numida meleagris (helmeted guineafowl), 478 nucleotides long. It is a transcript of the gene SRA1, whose product is annotated as steroid receptor RNA activator 1. Gene Ontology annotation, cellular component: nucleus. Gene Ontology annotation, biological process: regulation of transcription by RNA polymerase II. Lineage: Eukaryota; Metazoa; Chordata; Aves; Galliformes; Numididae. The record is from RefSeq and is a predicted model, not a curated record.
GCGUGCCGCCCCGCCGUGCAGAAACAAGUGUGCGAUGACAUCGGGCGACGGCUGACGGCGCUCGGGGACGCGUGGGCCCAGGGGAAGCUGUCGGCUCCCGUGAGGAGGAGGAUGGCCCUCCUAGUGCGAGAGCUGGAGCGGCGCCGCUGGGACGCGGCAGACGAGAUCCACCGCUCGCUGAUGGUGGACCACGUGAACGAGGUGAGCCUGUGGCUGGUGGGCGUCAAGCGGCUGAUCGCCGAGUGCAGGAACCUGCCCGUGGCCGAGCCGGGAGAGGACAGCACUGCGGGCGGGCCCGGCCAGGAGGCGCCUGCACGGCCCGGAGCUGCGGACUGAGUGGGGCAGGAGGAGGGACCCCCAGGAUCCAAGCGUCGCUUCUGGCUCUCACGCCUCUCCCAGAAAAGGAUUUUAAUCACUGCAACCUCUCAGUGGUGAUUCACUACGUGAUGUUCAAUAAAAAUCGCUCAUCUGUCCCCAG